UAUUUUUUGGCUGUUGACCAAUGAGAGAGGUGGUUACAUGAGUGGUAGAGAAGUGGCGCUCACUGCUAAGUUAUUAUGAAAGGUUAAAACAGUAUCAUCCGUCAGCACUUCAGUGGAAAUAAGCCACUUCGCCUGACUUUUUUGGUUAUCUUAGGUACCACUGCUGUCGGUUGUCUCUGCAAGUUACAGAGUUAGGAAGUUGCCCAGUUAAUAGACAGUCAGAACUGACUGGUUAUCAUUAAGAAUUUUAUUAGUACUGUAGCAGCAUUGUGGAAAAAGAAACAAUGUCAGAGCAUAAUGUACCCAAAUUGCAAGUAUCACAAGACUGAUAAACAGGCAAUCUGUCUCAAGAGAAAAAGGAAAGGUUCAGAAUACUGUGAGAAUAAUGUGAAGAAGCUGAGUUCAAGUAAAAAUGAAAACAUGUCUGAAAAAGAUAUUCCCGUAAAAUAUCCACGUAAGGAAUUACUGGCAGGAAAACAGCUUGUUCUUAAGGCUGUGACAGAAUUACUUACAGCUGACGAAGUCUUUUUUGAUGUAGAAACAACAUCCUUAAAAUGGAAUAGUGAUAUCAUACAGAUUGCUGCAGUGUCUAAAAAUGACAUUUUUGAUGAAUAUAUCAUUCCAAGCCAAUUAAUAGUCCCUAAGGUAUCAGAUAUUACAGGAAUCACAUUUUAUGAUGGAGUUUUUGCCAUUCAUGGCCAUCCUCUUGAGGCAAAAGCUCGAAAAGUUGCUGUUCAUAAUUUUUUGAAGUGGGUGGAAUCAAAAUCUCCUGUUCUUCUUUUUGCCCAUAAUGCCAAGUUUGAUUAUACCCGUUUCUUCCAUGCAAUUGACAAAGAAGAUCUUGUGAAACAAUUUCAGAAACACAUAAUUGGAUUUGUUGACACUUUAGAAGUGUUUAAAACUGAGUAUCCAGGAUUAGUUUCAUACAAGCAAGACAGGCUAGUGGAAAAAUUCCUUAAGAAGUUUUAUGACUGUCACAAUGCUGUGGAAGAUUCAAAACUUCUUCAAGAGUUAUACAAUACUACUCGGCCUCAUGGUAAUGCUAAGUUCUGCACCUUCACAUCUGCUUAUGAUAGUGGAUUUGUGAUUCAGCAAUGCAAGAUGAAAACAGAAACUUUUCGAUCAAUGAUUAGGAAGAAGUAUGUAUCGGGUGUAUGGCAAAAAAAUGGCAUAUUCAGGACUAACUCUUGAAGAUUUGCAUUGUGUGUAUGAGAAGGAUGGGAAUGAUGGAUUAGUGGCACUCCUUAGUGGGGAUGAAGCAAUGGGAAAGCCUUGUAUCACAAAGCAUAAACGAAUCAUUAACAGUAUAAUUUCAUACUUGCAUAAAUUUAAAUCCAAGUACGUAAUUGUAUAAUACUAGUAUUGCCUAUGUGCAGCUAAAGGAGCAGACCUAUGCUCAUGGUGUCCUGGCAUCAGUACUUUGUUCAAAUACUUUUUUUUUUUUAAAUUUGCAAUGGUCAGUUGAAGCACUACGUACUUCCUCUUCAUUCUAUUCGUCAAACCACCUUGCAAAAAACUUUUCCAGUGUGCUUUUGGUUCUUUAUCCCAAUUUAUAUCUGUGGCCUCUUGUUGCCCUGUUGUAGGUGUUAAGGCUGUAUGACCCUUGUGGGUUUAGUGAUUAGUUUUGAUUAUAAUAAUGUAGGCACUAAGAAUUCUAAUUCAUCUAGUGUUUUCAUGUCCUUUUAUAACUUAGUAUGUAGCUACCAUGUCAUCUUUUUUCUAUUAGCCAGUGUGGGCAUCUGUAGCAUUUUUAGCAUUUCAUUAUAACUCUUAAUUAUUU
This is a messenger RNA of Cherax quadricarinatus, 1780 nucleotides long. RefSeq names its product maternal protein exuperantia (gene exu). Gene Ontology annotation, molecular function: 3'-5'-DNA exonuclease activity; nucleic acid binding. The record is from RefSeq and is a predicted model, not a curated record. Gene Ontology annotation, cellular component: cytoplasm. Lineage: Eukaryota; Metazoa; Arthropoda; Malacostraca; Decapoda; Parastacidae. Gene Ontology annotation, biological process: DNA catabolic process.